Messenger RNA from Acinonyx jubatus (cheetah), 7315 nucleotides. Its product is annotated as probable G-protein coupled receptor 148. The coding region runs from base 5146 to 6210 and encodes 354 amino acids. Gene Ontology annotation, cellular component: membrane. The transcript has 3 exons. Gene Ontology annotation, biological process: G protein-coupled receptor signaling pathway. Gene Ontology annotation, molecular function: G protein-coupled receptor activity. Lineage: Eukaryota; Metazoa; Chordata; Mammalia; Carnivora; Felidae. The record is from RefSeq and is a predicted model, not a curated record.
AUUUGCCUGACCUGAGGUUGUAAAGAUUUUUCUCCUAUUUUGUUUUUUUUUUUCCCUAAAAGCUGUAUAGUUGUUGGUUUUACAUUCGGGUCUAUGAUCCAUUCAAGUUGAAUUUUGUAUAUGAUUCAAAGUACACAUCAAGGUUCAUCUUUAAAAAUAUAUAAAUAUAAAUGAAAAAAAUAUAAUUGUUUUAGCACUAUUUGUUGAAAAUAUUCCCCAUUGACUGUUGAUUUACCAUGACAUCUUUUUCCAGACACUAUCAUUGGUAUAGGUCUCUCCAUAUACCAAUAUCACAGUGUCUUAGUUAUUGCAGCUCUUAUGGUAAAUCUUAAAAUUCGGUUGUGUUAUUCCUCCAACUUUGUUCUUCUUUUUCCAAGUUGUUUUAUGUAUUCUAGGUCCUUUGUUUUUAUGUACAAAUUUUAGAAUCAGCUUGUUAAUUUCUUUCUUUCUUUUUUUUUUUUUUAAAAAGCCUCCUAGGGUUUUGCAUUGAAUGUCAAGAUCAAUUUGGAGGGAACUGACAAUGUAACAAUAUUGAGUUUUCUGAUUUAUGCGUAUCUCUUUGAAGAGAUAAUGUUUAGAAAGUCUCAUUGUUUUGCUCAGUUCCUAUAUGUUUAUUGCUCAUGAUUGACAAUUAGUCUAAGUCCAAAGUGACCGUUCCCCUCUUCUUGCCAAGGUUGGUUCAGGAAUGGGCUUGUGACUCAGUUCUGGCCAAUAGGCCGGAGGAAGAGUUCUGGGAAAGAUAUUUCUGUCCUAAGAAGACUCCGGAAGAGAGGCCCUUUUCUUUCUCUGCAUGUUGUAAUGUCUAGAUAUGACAGCAGGAAUUGUUGCGGUCAUCUGUGAGGGGAAUCAGAACGAGGGCAAACAGUCAGCCUGCAGAAGAUGACAAAUCAAAAAGACAGAGAGGCCCUAGACCUUGAUGAUCGCGCGAAGCCAGGGAAAUAAUCAACCUUGGAGCCUACAUGACCUUCCUUGUUAUAGGAGAAAAAGAUUUGCAUGACAGCUCAAGUCCAUAACAGUUGGGGUUUUCUGUUAUGUGUAGCAGGAAUCAUCUUAUCUAACAUGUCCAGUCUUAGCUGCAACACAUUCCUGAAAAAUCACAGGCUAUAGAUUUUCCACUUAAAAAUAUUUUUAGUUUAUGUUCCCACUGUUUAUUUAAAAUGUGCACAUUGUUUUUUGUUUAUUUUUAUUUUUAUGCAUUAACAUUUUUUUUAAUGUUUACUUAUUUUUGAAAGACAGACAGAGUGCGAGUGGGGGAGGGGCAGAGAGAGAGAGAGAGAGAGAAAGACCCAAUCCAAAGGAGGCUCCAGGCUCCCAGCUGUCAACAUAGAGCCCGAUGUGGGGCUCGAACUCCCGAGCCGUGAGAUCAUGACCUGAGCCAAAGUCAGAUGCUUAACUGACUGAGCCACCCAGGGGCCCUUGCAUGUUGCUUUUUUUAAAUUUACGAAUUCAAUAUAUGAAUUUAGUCUCAUUGUAAAGAUACAAACUAUACACACCUGAUUAAUAUAAAAAGUCAAAGUUUUCCUCCAACCUUCCCUCUCCCCCAAGCUAACCCAAUACCCUUUCUGGAAAAUAACCAUUAUUGUCAAUGUGUUGUGCAUCCUUCUGGAUCUUUUUCUAUGAGUGAAAGGGACAUAUAUCAGUAUAUGUUAAAAACAUAACUUAUUUGGAUAUUUAGAGGCACAGGUGAAUGAAUAUUUAAAUUUGCAAGGGCUUUUUAAAAAACAGAAGAACUUUUGCCUUAGGUGUAUUGAAAUUAUUCUAAAUAUUUUUCCUUUUAUGGGAAAAACAUAUUGAGAUAUGCAUUAUAUAUUAUAGCUCACAAUCCAGUAGAGAGUCCUGCAAUAAUUUUCUGGCAACCUUUAAAAAAAGAUAAAAAUGUUUAUCUGAAAAGAAAUAUACUGAUGUCAUUGAAUGCUGGUCGAUGGUAGUUAUAAAGAAUACACUCACCGUGGACGACACAGCCAGUGUUGCUAAAAUUACACUCUUCCACCUGCUGUGAUGCUUGUUCUGUUGCCUCUGGUACACUUUUCUUCCACCCGUAAAGUCUAGGGCUGUGACUUUAAGUGAAGGGGCUAGUAAAAAAAAAAAAAAAGUGUUUCACCAUGUUGGAUAACAUGACUGCAUGAGUCAGAGCUACCUAGACUAAAAAACCAAAGUCAAUAUUAAAAGAAAUGUUCAUUAUUUCCUCCCAAACUCUUGCAAUCCCAUUCCCUGAAUUAAUUAACAUUAAUAAUUUUCUUUAUUUUCUUUUAUGCUGGUGUGUGUGUGCGUGCUGGGAUGUGUGUGUGCGUGUAGAAUGGAGUCAUGUGUUACUCUUUAAGUUAGGAUACAGGUUUGAAUCCAUAAUAAAGCCCCAAAAUAACAGUGGCUCUCACAGGAGAGAAGUUUAUUUCUUGCUCAUGAAAGAGUCCGGUUAUAAGCAGUCUAGGAGGUAUGGACUUGUCAUAGUGUCAGUGACACAGGGUCCUUCUGGCUUGUGCUGUCAUCCCCAGGUAUCUUGCUCAUCUACAAGAUUACCACCAUUUCUUCACUCCCACUCAAGGAGGGAGUGAAAAUCCAGGGGAAGGCAUUUCCCUUUAAAGAGCACAACCAGGAAGUUGCACAUAACCGCUCUCAUCCCACUGGCUAUCGUUUAAUCACAAACCACAUCUCACUGCAGGGGAGGCCGGGGAGAAGUAGUCAGGGGUGGAAGGGUCCAGACAACUCCAGGCUGCCUCCCUACGGCUCAGUCUCGGGCGUCCCGAGCGUUGGUUUGUUGCUGCUGUGACUUCUCUGGUUAGAGAAUGACACAGAAAGGGCAGGAAAAAAGUAAAAUGAAAAGAUUGAUCGACUUAAUUAAAAUUUAAAACUUCAGAACGGUGAAAAAUACUGUGCAAAUUAAAGGGCACGUGGCGGCGUGCCGUGAAAAUGAUUCGCAACAUGUAUAAUACGCAGGUGCGUAAUAAUCUUACAUAUUAACAACUUUUGCAAAUCUGUAAGAAGUCAGUGCUUCAAUUAAAAAUGGGCAAAGGAUGCCAGUGGCAAUUUAGAAAAAGAGAAAUACAACAAGCAAAUAGAUAUAUGAAAAAUAAACAUUAUAAGCAUGCUAUAUGAUUUUUUAAGUGCAAAUUAAGCAACAAAGGGUAUGCACCAUUUAACACAUGGAUAGGGACUACUUGUGUUGAAACUUUAUAUGUGUUGAAACUUUAUAUAUGAGUUCCUUUAUAUGUGUUGAAACUUUAUAUGUGUUGAAACUUUAUAUACGAGUUCCUGGCUGGGAGGAGGAAGAGAGGCUUUUUGAGCAUUCUUGUGGUCUGUUGCUUGGAAUAUAAUUGAAAUAAAUCUUUGGGAGGGCCUUUUGGCAAUAUGAAUCAAAACCCUUGAAAAAGUACAUACUUUGACUCAGACAUUCUACAGUAGAAAUGCGUCCUAAGGAAAACGUAUGUUCUCUAAUGUUUAGAAAACUCAACACAGAAUUGUUUACAAAAUAUAGAAAAAUCCAGAAACAAUGUAAAAUGCCCCUCAAAAGGGAAUUGGAGAAGUAAUUUAAUGUCUGUCCAUAUAAUGGACUACGCUGACGAAAUUAACAAUUUUGUAAAAGUAUAUUUAUCUUAAAAAAGGAGAGAUGGUUAUUAUGUAUUUGUAGGCAGGAAAGCAUAAACAAUGUGUACAAGAUGGCCCCAUUUUAAUAAAAGUAUCUACAUGAGUCAUUUAGGAUGCAACUCAUAAGCAAUAGAAAGUUCACUUUAAACUCACUUCAACAAGCAAAUUUAUUUGUUCAUAUAAGUAGAAACUCCAGAAGUAAGAUAGAUUUUAAUGUCAGCUGAAUUUAGCAGCUCAGAAAGCUCCUUAAAAACCCAGUUUCUUUUUAUAUCUCUUUUUUGCCUUCUGUAGCGUCUGCUUUGGCUGAAAGUUGGUUUGUGUCACGGAGGCAAGCUGGCCUCCAACAGCUUCCGGUUGUCCAACCGCAGAGAAGGGAGUGUUUCUCCCCAGGUCUCUAGCGGGAGCCCUAUGCUUCCUUCUGACUGGACCACCUUGAUUAUGUGGCAUUUCCAGAGGCAUGCUUUGUAUUGAUUGGCUUAGGUCUGGAUUGGGUACUGGUUCCUAAAACAAACACUGUUGGCAAGAGCAUACGAUUAUUGUAAUUUAGUUUAGCCAGAUCAGUCUCUAUAAUGGAGGUAGACAUGGGGUAAAUCCCAACAAAUCUGCAUGGAUAUUCUACAAUCGUGUGAAGUGGAAUGGAUGUUGAAAAGCUCACCCUUACCGCAGGAAACAGCCUGGAAGGAUGUAUACCAACGGCAAUUAUCUUCAAGUGGAAUUAUGGGGGAUUUUCAUUUUUCUUAUUUAUGCCUGUUAUUUUACAUUUUUUUUGUUGCUAAUUUUACAUUUUUGACAACAAACAUAUUACUUGAAAAAGUUUGAAAAGAAACAAAGGCUAUAAAUAUGAGAAAAAGUUGGUGUAUAACACUUGCGAUGUAAUUAACAGAUUGAGAGACUUAAAGCAGACAUGUUGGCAAACAGGAAAUCUGAAUUUUCAGAACGACACCAACUGUGCCUUGGAGAAGCUUCUGACUGCCUUUCUCUUGCCUCUGUAUGAAACUGUGGUCAUUUCUAUAGCUGUACCAUGAGAUUUUUGAAGGCUAGUCUGGCUUAAAACCAUUGGUUCCAAGUGGCUUGGGUCUUUCCCUCGUGGUGGGGUGACGAAACUUUUUAGCUCUCUCUAGAGACAUCUUCACUUGUCAGCUUGAAACACCAUGAAGUGGGAACCAACUCCAGAAGGGGUGCAGAAGGAGAAGCACUGGCCUCAGGUUCCUCUAUUUCUUUCUUGGACAGAAGGAGCAGGGUGUUCUUUCAAGAAGUGGCUAGCACAAAAAGUCCCUGCUUCCUCUGAGAGCCCGCAGCUCUCGGGAAUCACAGUGUGAAACUGGCUGUCGUCCCAGGGAACGGGCUCUGGGUCUGAGGCUCAGGAGCCUGGGAGAAUGUGAAGUGAGGCACUUCCCUUGACUCACUUCUGUUAGAUGCUGGGUAUUGGGGGUUCUUCCCAGGAUUCAUGGAGAAACUCCUGCUACUCUUCCACAUACUUUUUUCCUGGAGAAGAGAACUCAGUUUCCCACUGGCAGAAAAGACUUCCACUCGUAAUGUAAGUGAGUUCCUCCUGCUAGCCCCAUGUCUCUACUGUCCGGGAUUCAUCUCAUCAUUUCCUGCCCUGGUUUUUCAUGCAAGAAAAAGAAUACCUUCCCCAGAUCCUCUUCUUGGGAAAAGGAGAAGAAAAACACACAUCUGUCUAACCAAAGGAGCCAAGUUGCCCUGAAGAUCAUGAACUUGUCUUCUGACCACUGCAACAUAUCGGAUUGGCUGAGGCUGGAAGCAACAGUGAAGGCCUCUGUGUAUGUGGUGGCCUUCUUCUUUGCCACAUUCGUCACCGUCGUCAUCAUCACAAUAGUGUUACAGAAUUCGAAGCUGAGGAAAGAGGUCCGACACAUCCUCCUGUGCCACCAUCUGCUAUGCAUCUCCUCCUACUGUGGCCUCGGGGUGGUUUUCCAAGGGAUGCGGGCUCUGCUGGCCAACAGCCCCGUGCUGGUGUGCUGGGUGGUAUUUGGGGUCCAGCUAAGUGUUGGAGAAGGGAUCCUCUUUACGCUGGCCUUGAUGGCGGUCAACACUUACCUGGCUGUUUGCUGGCCUUUGAAAUCUCUGUCCUUGGUAGAUUCAGUUAAGUACAGGAUCUUGGCUGCAUCUUGGAUAAUCAUUAUAUUCAAGAAUGUUUGCUUAUUCCUCAUAGAAAGCGCUAACCCCCCUCGAGUUGCUGUUUUUAAAUCUGAACCCCUGUGCCCUGUGAUCUUGAAUGGCCCUCCUGCCAGAGCCGUUGGCAUGGUUUUCCUUUUCUUUCUUCUGUCCAUCAUUCUUAUAAGUUACUUUCUGAUCUACCGAGAAGGCAAACGGGCUGGCCAUUUUAAUAGAUCAAAUAUCAAAGCAAAAAAAACAGUCCUUAUUCAUUUAGUGCAGAUGAGUUUGCAUGUAAUACCAAUCCUGAUAUUCAUAGGUUUGGGAAAGAUGUGUGGGGUGUUUUUCUUUGCUUUAAACCUGGUACUUUUUGGAGUCUUUGCAUUUGCACAGUGUCUUAACCCCCUGAUCUAUGGGCUCUGGAACAGAGAGCUGCAAAGCGGAUUAUACCACUGGAUGUGCUGUCAGCUGUGGUGUGGUCACAUUAUGAACGACAGAGAGCCAGUUUAAUAUGGAACUCAGCCACUCGGAAUCAAUGACUCUAGCCUUAGCGGACCAUCAGCCAGGCUUGAGGACUUGCCUUUUACGCAACCUCACAACCUAAAAUUGGUGCCUUGGUUUGAUUCUGGAAGCGAUAGGAGUAAGUCAGAGCUAUUCAUCUGGCUUGCAAACUCUGUUGCUGUGUGCGCUGAACUGGCCUCACGGAAAUCGUUUUAUAUCUUUAAUUCUAAACCCAGAUCAACAUUUUUGGCGGCAUGCCCUACUGUGUUUCAGUAGUCAGGCAGCUUUUGAGAACGCACUUGUUUUUAGAAAUGGAGAAAUAGUCCAUGGUUGAUAGGAAGAGAAGUUUGGCUGUUCCUCUUCUAUUAAUUAGGGAUAGGCUUCGCUGCAUGUAGUAACAAAGCAGAAACCAAGUAACAGUGAUUUUGUAAAGUUUGAGAUUUUUUUUUCUGAUGUAAAAGAAAUCUGGAGGUAGACAAUGCAGUCUUAUAUCACAGCUCUGCAAGCAACAGGUUCGUUCUGUUCUACUCUGACAUGCUUAUUAUGCUACCUCAUGGCCCAAAAUGGCUGUUAAUGUUCCUGUCAUCAUGUUCAUGCUCCAGCCAACAGGAAGGAGUAAGGGGCAAAGGAAGGUCUAUACUCUCUUUUUUUUUAAAAAAAAUUUUUCAAUGUUUAUUUGUUUUUGAGAGAGAGAGAGAGAGCAGGGGAGGGGCAGAGAGAGAUGGAGACACAGAAUCUGAAACAGCCUCCAGGUUUGAGCUUCAGCACAGAGCCUGACGCAGGACUCGAACCCAUGAACCGUGAGAUCAUGAUCCGUGCCAAAAUUGGAAGUACAACCGACUGAGCCACCCAGGCGCCCCAUACCCUCCUUCUACAGACACUUUUUAGAAGUUACACAAAAUACUUUUUCUUCUAUCUAACUGGCCAAAAUUUACUCAUAUGCCUAUGCCUGGCUUUAAGAGAGAAUGGGAAUGAAUUUUAGUUGGGUAGUAGAGUCCCUGGCUAAACACUGGGGUUCUUGAUACUAAGACAGGAAGGAAGAAUGGCUAUUAGGAGGCAAAAUUAUUUCAGGGACCAUUUUCCUUUCAACCAAAUAAAGUAUAAAGAAAGAUAA